Emiliania huxleyi CCMP1516 is the source of this 1068-nucleotide messenger RNA. RefSeq lists its product as hypothetical. Gene Ontology annotation, molecular function: rRNA binding; GTP binding; ribosomal small subunit binding. Gene Ontology annotation, cellular component: cytosol. The transcript is spliced from 3 exons. NCBI's taxonomy places the organism in Eukaryota, Haptophyta, Isochrysidales, Noelaerhabdaceae. Gene Ontology annotation, biological process: ribosomal small subunit assembly. The coding region runs from base 1 to 1068 and encodes 355 amino acids. The record is from RefSeq and is a predicted model, not a curated record.
AUGACGCCCUUUCUGUUCCUCUCUCCGCUGCUAGCCGGCGUCACCACCUGCCCGGCCGCGUGGCGCGGCCAUGUCGCGCCGCGGCUGCAGCCUGUUCGCGCGGCCGUGGAGGACAGCGCGGAGCCCGCACCGCAUCGCGCCGGCUUCGUCUCCAUCAUCGGCAUGCCAAACGUGGGCAAGUCGACGCUGAUGAACCGGCUGGUCGGCGAGCGGCUCGCCAUCAUGACGCCAAAGGCGGGCACGACGCGCCACCGCAUCCUCGGCAUCCUCAACGGAGAUGACUAUCAGCUCAUCUAUUCGGAUACGCCCGGCAUUUACUCCGAGCCGCAGUAUAAGCUGCAAGAGGGAAUGAUGGCCGCGGCGCGCGCUUCUCUCUCUCUCGCUCUGCGCCCAGCCUCUCCACCGCAACACCGCCACCGCCGGCCUCCUUCCCUGCAGGGCUGGGAGGACGAGGCCAUCCUCAGGCAGGUGGAGGCACAGGCGUGCCCGCUCAUCGUCCUGCUCAACAAGGAGCUGCUCGACAGCUGGCAGCAGCGCUUCCCGCAGGCGCCGCCGGAGCCCCUCUCCGCCCCCUUUUCGCCCAGCCCGCCCUGCCCACCGGCCGCUUCUUUGCAGGCGAGCGUGCUUCCGGUGAGCGCGGAGACGGGCGAGGGGAGCGAGGCGCUGCUCGCCCGCGUGCGCGCCUGCCUGCCUCUGCACGAGCCUUUCUUCCCGAAGGACCAGCUCACGGACCGGCCCGAGCGCUUCUUCGCCGCCGAGAUGCUGCGCGAGGCCAUCUUCACCGGCUACCGGCAGGAGGUGCCAUACUCGUGCGAGGUUGCAAUCACCGCCUUCAAGGAGCUCGACGAGAUCAUCCGGGUCAAGGCGACCAUCUUUGUCUCGCACGAGACGCAACAGGGCAUCGUCAUCGGCCGCAAGGGCGCCGCGCUCAAGGCGGUCGGCUCAAAGGCGCGCAAGGAGAUGGAGGCCUUCUUCUGCAAGCAGGUCUACCUGCAAACCUCGGUGAAGGUGCGCAAGGACUGGAGGCAGGACCCGGCCGCCCUGAGGGACUUUGGGUACACGCACUAG